CUUCUCUUGGCAAGCAAGCACAACAACGACGAUGGGAGACAGCAGAGGGACUGAGGAUGAGUUCGAUGUGCCUUCGUGCUACACAGACUUGCAUGUCAUCGGCUACGGCACCUACGGUGAGGUGAGGGAAGCCAAGGUCGUGGAGGGAGCAACGCGGCCCGACAAUGCCUACUUUCUACGCCUGGAGCCCGGAAAGAUGGUGGCCAUCAAGCGGCUGAAGCGCGACCUCGUGUACCGCGACAGCUAUCACGCCAAGAAGGUGUUCAGAGAGAUCACCCUCCUCAAGCAGCUGAUACACGAGAACGUGGUGAAGCUGGUUGACCUGUACAUCUCCGACGCGCGUGACAUCUACAUCAUCACAGAGAAGAUGGACUGCGAUCUGUCGAAUAUUCUGAUUCCCUCGUUUGAGAUGAACGACGCGAUGGUGCAGUACAUCCUGUAUGGCAUCAUGCGCGGCCUCAAAUACAUCCACUCCGCAGGUGUGAUCCACCGCGAUUUGAAACCAAGCAAUAUCCUCCUCAACUCCUCCCUCGACGCGCGCAUCUGCGACUUUGGGCUGGCGCGCAGCUCGAGCCAGACGACGCUGGCAACGGGGUAUGUCACCACCCGCUGGUACCGGGCACCCGAGGUCAUGCUCACGUGGCGGCACUACACGGAGGCGCUUGACAUGUGGUCAGUGGGCUGCAUCUUUGGCGAGAUGCUGAACAAGGUACGCAACUACAUCACUGCCACGUCGCGCGACCCCAACACGGGCGAGGUCACGCCGCUGUACGCGCUCUUCCCGGCAGAGUCGCACGUGGACCACCUGGAGAAGAUUAUGAUGAUUGUUGGCCCGCCCCCACCCGAAGUUGUCGAAGCGACAACAGACUCCCAUAUCGCCGUGUUUCUCCGAGACAAGGUGGAGCAGCUGCGGGAGAGCGCGUCGAGCAUCGAGCAGUACUUCAGCAACGUCGACAGCACCGCCACCUCCAUGAUUGUCGGUCUUCUCAACUUCAACCCGGCACACCGCUUCCACGCCGCACACGCCCUCGAGCACCCGUACCUGAGCAAAUACCACGAGCCAUCGGAGGAACACGUGCGCACAGAGAUCAACCGCGACUUUGAGCUGAUUGAGCUCUCCCUGGACAACUGGGGCCGAUACAUCGCACGCGAGGAGGUGAACAUGCACCAGGUGGACUCGGGCGAAUUUGUGCCGGACCCCAACACACACGUCCACGCCGCCGUGCACAACCCUUUGCAACAGCCACGUACAAAUGCGCUGCCCAUGCCGGACUUUGGCCCGUCUGUGCCUUCAGACUAUUCGCUUGACGAGGCCCUGCGCGAUUUCGAGGCAAUGACGGCGCAGAUGCAGCUGGAGGACCCGGGCAGUACCAACCUCCUCGACCUCCCAGAUGUCGGAGAGGCGCCACAGGGCCCGAGCGAACAGUUUGCCCUCGACCUUCCGGAUCGCAUGCCAUCACUGGCGCUGGAGAACGAACUGAUGAGCCUUGAGGACGAUCGACGCUACCUCCAGGACCAGCUCACAGAUGACGCUGUCGCAGACCCGUCCCGCCUCUUGGUCGGGCUCUCGGAAGUUGAUGCAGAACUGGAGCUUGCUCAACAACGCACACACCAUGACACCACAUGACAGCGCGCAUUACAACGCACGCUCUCGCAACUGAUGCCGUUUCCUUCUUUCCUUGCAUUGCAACCCCCCCCCCAAACACACACACACACACACACAGACACACACGCUGCCACCACCAGCUACCCCUGCCACAAACAAUUCCCUGGGUUAUAUCGUGUCUUUGACUGGUGCACCAAAUUCGUAUCUUGUUCACCACAUGCAUAUGUGCACCCUCCGUCUCCCCACCUUUGCUUGCGCUCUUGUGUACAACAACUAAAUGCCCCCUAGUUUCGUGAUGAGAUAUCUCAGUCUCACCAUACACAGUCACAC
This is a messenger RNA of Salpingoeca rosetta, 1936 nucleotides long. RefSeq names its product CMGC/MAPK/P38 protein kinase. Gene Ontology annotation, molecular function: ATP binding; protein serine/threonine kinase activity. Gene Ontology annotation, cellular component: cytoplasm; nucleus. Gene Ontology annotation, biological process: intracellular signal transduction; protein phosphorylation. Bases 32 to 1627 code for a protein of 531 amino acids. The record is from RefSeq and is a predicted model, not a curated record. The transcript has 15 exons. Lineage: Eukaryota; Choanoflagellata; Craspedida; Salpingoecidae.